Molecule: messenger RNA, 2567 nt
Organism: Centruroides sculpturatus (bark scorpion)
Lineage: Eukaryota; Metazoa; Arthropoda; Arachnida; Scorpiones; Buthidae
Product: patched domain-containing protein 3-like
Exons: 4
Coding region: 1-2550 (849 amino acids)
Cellular component (GO): membrane
Source: RefSeq, a predicted model, not a curated record
AUGAAGAAGACUUUAGACUCUUAUUUAUCUUCUUGGUUUUCACGAAUCGGCAAAUUUGUCGGUGAAUAUCCUCAACAUUGCAUCGCUGCCACGUUCUUAGUUACACUGAUUUUAGGAUCCGGAUUUCUCAAACUUACCAUGAUACAGGAUUUCGAAUAUCUGUACAGUCCGAGAAACGCGAGAGUUUUGGAAGAUAGAAAAUCCAUCGAGAAUCUGUUUUCUAACGGCGACGGAGCCGAAGAUAGAUUAAUUAGAAGUUCCACAUACGAAAAUUUAAUUUCGGUCAUUGCCUCGGCGAAGAACAACGGUUCCAUUAUGAACAACUCUUCGAUAGAAGAUGUAAUCCAGAUGGAUGUUAUCAUUCGCAACAUCAGCAUCUUUUGGAAUAAAAAAUUCUACAGUUACCGAGAUAUUUGUAUGAAGAAUGAUCGUAACGAAUGCUCGGAGAAUUUUGUUUCUUCUUUGAAAUACAUGAUAAAACAUCCUGGAAAGGUUUCCAUGAGAUAUCCAGUAGAACGAACAGGUUUUGAUGUAAAAAUAAAUGCUAUGAACUUAGGUGGAGUAUCAACUAAUGACACUGGAUACAUCACGGACUUCAAGGCCGUUCGUCUCUUCUAUUUUAUGGAUUUCGGAACAGAAGAGAAGAAACGAGUAGCUUUAAAGUGGGAAGAGGAAUUUUUGAAUAUAAUGAUUCGAGCGGAAUUUCGACACAUCGAUGUUUCCUUUUUUACUCUUCGCAGUGUCAAUGCCGAAGCUAACAGAAACACAGAACUGAGCAUUCCGCUCGCAUAUAUAAUAAGUCCUAUAGUAAUUUUCUUCUCGGUGGCAAGUUGUAUGACGUUCGACAUCGUCAGAAGUAAACCGUGGAUUGGACUAGCGGGGUGUUUUAGUCCCUGUUUAGCAGUUAUAGCAUCGUUUGGUUUGCUGUUACACUGCGGAAUGGAAUAUUCUGACGUCAAUACAACGGUGCUAUUUCUUUUCAUAGGUAUUGGCCUAGACGAUUCUUUUGUUUUGUUGUCUGCUUGGAGGCGAACGAACGCAAAAGACAGCGUGAUGCAGAGGAUGAGCCAUACUUUUUCCGAAGCGGGAGUGUCCAUCACCAUCACUUCCUUGACUAAUCUUGCUUCGUUUUGUGUUGGAAUCACUUCACCUUUUAGAGUCGUUCGUAUCUUUUGCUGCUACAGCGCUCUGUCCGUAUUUUUCGACCUCAUCUAUCAGAUCUUCUUCUUUGGAAGUCUCAUGGCGCUCGAUGGCUACAGAGAAGAACGUCGUCUUAGUUCCAUUCUUUGUUACACAGUAAAAGAAAAGCAUUUCGAAAACGAAACAUCCGAAGUCAGAAAAGAGGAGACAGACAGGAAGCAGUCUAAAGCUAUGAAGUUCGUUUCUAAAAAUUUCGGAACCUUCCUCGGGAGAAAAUCAGUGAAAACUCUAAUCGUAUUUAUGUUCGUAUGCAAUAUUGCAGGAAGCAUUUACAGCAUUAAAAAUAUUAAACAGGGGUUGAAUAUGGAUGAGGUGUUUCCAUAUUCCUCUUAUCUUACGAAAUACAUAAAUGACUACUAUUUGUAUUUUACGGAUUAUGCACACGUAAUACAAAUUGUUUUUAACCAGACAUUAGAUUAUUCAAGUCCCAGUGUACAAGAAGAAGUAGAGAACAUCUUAUCAAUGGUUCAGAACGCUCCUUAUAUCAGUGGACGCGAACACUCCUUAUGUUGGAUACGAGAAUAUCUUUCUUUCAUUCACAAUAACGACUUUAAUUAUCUGAUGAAUGAUUUUAACACGAGCGAUCCACGAGGUUUCGUACAAGGAUUGAACCAAGUAUUUCUCCGAUUUAAGCCAGCCAUUCAAUUCCGAAAAGAUCUAUCUUGGGAUAGAGAGAGAAACCAAAUUGUAGCUUCAAGAUGUUUUGUUUCGUCCAAAAGCGUCAGAACCGGAACUGAUGAGAAAUUAUUAUUAGAAGGUUUACGUCAGAUUGCGGAUCGUAGCAAAUACCGCGUAAUCGUAUACAACCCUUUAUUUGUUUUCUACGAGCAAUUAUUGAAUAUGCCCGCUAUCUGUUUGCAAAACGUGGGUGUCGCCGUCUUUGUAGUAAGUCUGAUAUUCCUCUUGAUGAUACAAGAUAUUUCUUGCACCGUUUGCGUGUCAUUAAACGUCGUCUGCAUUCUAGUAGAGACAAUGGGUUACAUGAAUUGGUGGAAUGUCAAAUUAGAUCUGAUAUCGGUCCUGAUUUUAAUGAUGAGUGCGGGAUUAUGCAUCGAUUUUUCGGCUCACGUGGCAUACGCGUAUAAGUGUUGCCAGAAGGAAUCAUCCGAGAAGGAAUCAUCCGAAGAAAAAAUUAAAUAUAGUUUGUACUCCACGGGAUAUCCUGUAAUUCAAGGUUGCUUGUCUACAGUCUUGGGUGUCGUUGUUUUGGCAUUUGGACCUUCCUAUACUUUUGUGAUAUUUUUCAAAAUAAUUUUGUUGAUUAUGGUUUUCGCUGCUCUUAACGGACUGCUUCUAUUGCCAGUGUUGCUGAGUAUUGGAGAAUCCAUUGUUAUUCCCUGGAAAAAGUAGUUAGUUAUCGAUUGUAU